AUGCGUGGUUAUACUUCUUCCACACCUUCAAACAAUAACAACAACCAACAAGAAUUGAUUCCCACAUGGAACGAUUACUUCAAGCUUCGUUCCAAACGCCGCUUAUUCGAACUAGCAAGUUAUGCUCCUAGUACUAUAUUCCCUGCUGCUUUGACUGGUUCUUACUUUAUGCAAAUGCAAAUCGAUCCUACUACCACUAUUUUAGGUAUGGAUCCUUUGAUGGCUGCUGGCCUUGCCACAGUGGGUGCUGGUUUCGGUGGAUUUUUGGCUGGUCCUGUUUUUGGAGAUAUCUUUUUCAAGUUAUUGAAUCGAAAAUAUGUGCCUGAAAUGGAUGUUCGUGACAAAAACUUUUAUGAACAUAUAAAGAAAAACCGUGCUGAUGCUCGUCUCAAUUCUAUUCGUAAUCCUGUACCUGAUUACUAUGGUGAAAAGAUUCAAUCUGUGGCUGAUUAUCGUUCCUGGUUACGAAAACAACGUGAACAUUAUCGUAAAGGUGUAUUUGGUGGUAGUGCUGAUGAUUUGGAAAAUUAG
Molecule: messenger RNA, 531 nt
Organism: Halteromyces radiatus
Lineage: Eukaryota; Fungi; Mucoromycota; Mucoromycetes; Mucorales; Cunninghamellaceae
Product: mitochondrial import protein Pam17
Exons: 2
Coding region: 1-531 (176 amino acids)
Biological process (GO): protein import into mitochondrial matrix
Cellular component (GO): PAM complex, Tim23 associated import motor
Source: RefSeq, a predicted model, not a curated record